AUGAAUUGUUUGAUUCAAUUGGCUUCGUUGACUGGAGAUUGUAUGCCGGUUUCGGAUCAACAAAAAUGUAUCAAAUAUGUUUCGAUGUAUCUGUCGAAUUUGUUGGAAUUGUUUCAGCAAGGUAUUUAUUGAUUUGUGUAGCUGGAAAAAAUUAACCCAAAAAGCCUAUUUCAAAAACUUGACUGACAAUUUCCUAGAUCAAGAAAAAGCUACUAAGUUUCUCAGAAUAGUUGGUUUUAAUCCAAAUUCGAGCUGUAUUCUCAGCACACCGGAGUUUCUUUCAGCAGAUUGUUUAUCCCCAAUUUUCAAAUUUCUAAAAUCAAUUUCAGGUCCAUCUCCAACCGAAACCAAUCAUUUUUGCAUGAUCAUCAAUCGAUUAUUCCUUUAUCGACCACUUGUUUCAAUCAUGAAACAGGAAGCAGAAUUGAGAAAUCGAUUUUUCGGGUUUUUGAAGGAUUAUACGAUUCAUCUCACUGGACAGGCAAUGCAAAAAGCGAUUGUGAGCGAAUUUUUUUGUGUUGGAAAAUUGAGCGAGAAAAAUAUGAAAAAAAACAUUUAAAAAUUGCGAAGAACCCGAAAAAAGUUGAAAAUAAUUUAUUCCUUGAUAUUUCACACGUGACCUUUCUCAAAAUGUUUUUCAUUUGAAAAAAUUGUCAUUUUUUCUAUCAUUUCCGAAUAUUUGUCUCCCAAGAAAUGUCUACGAUCCAAAAUUUUAGGGACAAGCUGAACACGAUGAUCAUGCCUCACUUGUUCUACUCUACGAUGCUCUUGUUGUUUUGCUACGUGGAAGAUGGAGAACAUCGUUCGAGAAUCAAGAAGAAGCCGAUUUAAUUGGUAAAAAACCGGUUCCAAUUCAAAAUUUCCCCAGAUUUUCUCAAAAAAUGUUCAAAUAAUUUUCAGACAAUGAGCUUAUCAAAUGGCCAACUCUAAUGAUUAUUAAUGCAUUUAUGGUCAAUGUUUUGGCAUCGCCACAAGGAAAUCGACCGAAUUCUUUGGAUGAAGAUGAAGGCGAUGAAACGGAAGAUCGAAUUGUGAGAUUCAAGUUUUUUUUGUCCCUUAAAACGCUUUAUUUUUUCAGCUGUUCAAUGAUUUAUUCACUCCGCUAUCCUCAAUGAUUUGCUACAGUAUUCCUGAAUAUCUUGAAAUGAUGACAAUCAAUUUGCGAAAAUCAUUAAAUGAAUUUACACAAAUGGCGACAGGAGCCUCGGAUUCUUCUCGAUUGCCAAGUUGGCAAGAAGAUCAACACUGGUUGAUGUUGAUAUUGGCGAAUUCGGUGGUUGGUGAAGAAGUUGAUGGAGCAUGUCAUGUGGCGGGAGAUGUUUAUGAUAAUACACAUCAUCUUUUUCAAGAAGGCAGGAGUUUUUGGUGAGUUGAACCUUUUUCACAAAAUGCCUAACCUCAUUCAUUUUGCAGUCCGCAAAAGAAAAUGCAAUUUCUCCAAAUUUGCAUGGAAAAUCCCACCUCCGAUCGUGCACAAUUCUCGCAAGAAAUCGAUCCAUUCAUCCAACUUUUGGGUGAACUUCUAGCCUGGUCAGCUAUCGAACACGAAAUUUCAACGAAUCCCGUUUCACGAGAAAUGACUUCUCCAGAAUUGGCAAGAUCCACAUUUUUUGCACUCAAACGAUUUUUGAAUGCGGCCAGUAGUGUGACAGAAUAUGAGGUGAGCAUCUUGAAUUCUGAAUUAGCCUUGAAAUCUGGUAUGAAAGUGUGGGAAUUUUGUAGAGUAUUUAGAACUUCUGAGAAUCCCGUGAAUAUUGCCACGUGGAUUUUUCUAUUGGAUAGAAUUCAAGUGGAUUUUUUGAAAAGUUAUUUGAAUUUCAAAGUUUUUGACGCGAAAUUAUGAAUUCUGAAAUUUCGCCACGUGGUUUUUUGAGCCAAACAUUCUCAAAAUUUGAAAGUUACACACUUUCCUUUACCUUCUAACCUGUGUUGUGUGUUUUCACCCUAAUUUUUUCAAGAAAUGGAACUGUUAUCAGGGAUUACCUGAAAAUGGUCUACCACUCAUCCCGGAUGACGAGGAAUUUUCGAAGAUUCUUGUCCGAUUUGUUGUGAACAAAGUUCUAUCGGUUUUGUUGAAUUAUGGCGGAGAAGAGAGACUUUGUCAAGAUGCAAUUGAUUGUUUAUUGGGAUUGGUUGAAUCACGAGCUGCUGCAAUUGCAACUUCGCCCGAAUUAUUCGAAUAUUUGAAGAGUUUGGAUAUUUCGAAACUGCCGAAUCGAGCGAAUUUGAUGAAAGCGUUGGUUUUGAUCGGAGCUGCGGCGAAUGAUUUGGAUUUACAAGAGAAUAUGUUUAAAAUGGUAACUCUCAGAUUUUUUCUUUUCAAAAAAAAAUAUCAGAAUUUUUACUCAAAAAUUUAAAAUCUGGAAUUUUGGAGCUCAAAUCAAUUUUCAAAAAAAAUUAGAAUUAAAAAAUGUUGCUCUCAUUUUGAAACACCCCUAAUCCACCAAAAUUUUCAGAUUCUUGUUCCAUUAUCCGAUCAAUUUAUGGCAGCUUGUCAACUUGAAUCCUCCACAGCUAUUGAUUCACAAAUUGUUGAUUAUCUUCAAUGUUUCGAUGGUGUUGCAAUGGGAAGUCAAAGUCAUUCAGCAGCUGUUUUGUUUAGUGAGUUUGGCCAAUUUAUUAUCAGUAGACAAACUAUUUUUUCAGACUUCCUCUAUAAUAUAAUAUGUCAAUGUGUUCCACUUAUGCGAACUCGAUCACACAAUGAAAUAGUUGUCUCAUCAAUUCUCCAACUCUUAUUUGAUGUAACUACAAAAGUGUCAAUUUAUAUUGAUAAUGAAGAAGAAUCAAAUCGACUUUAUGCCACACUUUUGCAAAUAAUCGAUUGUUAUCGAGCUGAUCAAAUGAAACGAUUCAGUGGAAUGCAAAUUGAUGAUGAAGACAAAGCAUCUGAUUUGGUGCUUUUCAUCGAGAUUUUGUCCAAUAUUUUAUCCAAAGAUUUCUUGGCACUCGGAGAUGCGAAUUGCUCGACUGGCGCCAAAGUUGUGAUUGCAUCACUUGAAAUGUUGUUGACGAUUAUGAAUGAGAAAAUGUUGCAAAUGCCUGAAGUGGCUAUCAAAUUUUUCCGACUCAUUUUAUAUUUAGUCGAAUAUUCGCCUGAAGCUUUGACCGAGGUUUCGGAUGUUUUGAUGUCGUCGUUGUGUGAAUGUAUGAAGGUGAGUGAUUGAUUUUAGGACGGGUUUUGGGGAAAAAUUAACUGAAAACGUUUUUAUUAAAUCACUCCCAUCUUCUCCUCAAAAACAUCAUGUUUUCUUUUUUUCCGAACUCCCUCUACUCCCAAAAAUAUGCCGGAUAUUGUUAAUGUUCGAAAACCAAACACGAACCAAAAAACUCCAAUUUCCGCAAGCAUUUCCGGUAAACCUAACUAGAUAAUAAUAAAUUGAUCUUUGACAAAUUAAACUUUGAAACCGAAAAUCUGAAAUAUUUUUUAGCUCGGAAUGACGGGACAAUUUGGCUUGGAAAUCACAUCGACAUCUUUGGAAUCACUCACCGAAAUUGUUUUUCAUUUUGGCGGCGAGAAAAAUAAGCCUAGAUGUACUGUAAAUUUGGCACAACAAUUCAGAGCGAUGCUACCGGUAAUUAGGAUAAUUAGCUAAUUAGUCAAAUUCAAAUCAUUUUUUCUUUCAGACCGUUUUUGAGACUUGUUUGGAAAACACUUGUGAAACUAGUAUUUAUAGUGAAGCUUGUGCUGCGCUCUAUUCGAUUAUUGCGUUUGAAAAAGUGAGUUUGAAAAAUCGGAAUUGAUUUUUGUAAUCGUAAAUUUUCCCAGGGAUUCUUUGAUGAAUAUGUUGGUGAUUUAUUGUCCAAAAAAUCAAAUGAAGCGGCGAAACAAGUUUUGCAAGAAGCUUUUACAGAUUUGAUGAAAGAGCCGCCAAUUCCUGGAUUUCGACGGGGAAGGUAGGGUUUUUAUUUGAAAAUCAAAAUUUUUAACUAAUUUUUUUGAAAAAUCCCUUCCAACCCGGAAAACUCGAUUCUUGAUCUUAAUUUGUUCAUUUCAAGAUAAACAAGAAAUUUCUCAUUUUUAUAGGUUAUUAAAAGUUUUGGCCGAAAACCCCUGGUUUUCUUUUAUAGUUUUGUUUUGUUUUUCGAACAAAAAUUAAUUUCCCGGUUCUUUUGGGUGUACUGUAGAGGCUUUUCAAGAAAAAAAAACUGAACUAUGAUUUUGUUGUUGUUCAGAAAUCACUUUUUCUGUGGAAAAUUUUUAGCUGCUUAAAAAGUAGCUUAACAUAUUUUUUCAGUUUUUUUAGCAGGAGAUUGGGAUUUUUAUUUUGACAAUCUGGAAUUUUUGCUGUGGAGAAUUUGAAUUAUGAAAAAUAGGCCUGAAAUUUGCUUCCAAUCAGAUGUUUUCUUUGAUAUUUUUUAAACUCUCAAAGCUCAUUUCCCAAUUUUUUCUGCAAAAAACGUGACCUACUAUCAUUUUUAUCAUAAUUAAUUAAUUAAUAUACAUUUUUCUAUUUUUCAAAUAAAUUAUUCAAAAAGUUAUCUUUCACCUUUUUCACCCCUCAAUUUUUUCUUUUUCAGAAUUCAAUUCCGCGCAAAAAUGGAAGUUUUCCUCAACAAAAUUCAAGGAUUAUUAUCGUAUUGUUAA
Molecule: messenger RNA, 4588 nt
Organism: Caenorhabditis angaria
Lineage: Eukaryota; Metazoa; Nematoda; Chromadorea; Rhabditida; Rhabditidae
Source: the annotation of a GenBank genome assembly